CUUUCGUCGAGUCGUGUCGACACAAGACACUCGGAGCAAGCUCCUUCGACGCGAACUGACGUCGUCCGAGGAAUCGAUACUGUUAUAUCCACGCCCGGCGCCACGUACCUGGUUCUCGAGGUUUGCCGCUCCUGUCGGUCAUCCCAUACUGCAGUCAGACUCUGCUGUCAAAAGCUCGCCAUCAAUGAGACAAUCCUGGACCCUGGCGGACCCUGAUCGCUUGUCUAUUCCUUACCAGUACACCUUAUAACAUGAGACGUAACAUCUUGCCGGCAUCCCUGGCUUCAAGUCAAACAAAGAUAGCUCCAUCUGCGCCAUCUCCGACUGUAUCACAAUGGCAACCCGCCAAGUUGAAAAAGCUGGUGGGUGCAGCUUGUGAGUAUUGUAGAAAGAGAAGGCGAAAAUGUAAUGGAGAGCAGCCAUGUCCGCUUUGUGUGGAAAACAACCAGCAAUGUACCUACGAGGUACGGAAGGCAGAAACUCACGGACAAGCCUUGAAACGAAAAUACGCACAAAUGGAACAAGACCACAACUCACUAAAAUCCCUGUUCGGGAUCCUUGCUUCUGCCGACAGUCAAAAAAGUCUUGAGAUCCACAAUCGCAUAAGAAGUGGACAGUCUCCGGAAACAAUCUUGCAACAGAUGAGACAUGGAGAUAUGAUCAUACAAACCAGACUCAACUCAGAGCUUCAUGCACAGCAUGUCUUGUUGAGCAGCCUCAUGCAGUCGAAUGCUUCUUUCGAUGAUAUGGUUGAUUUCAUCGCUUUCUCCGUAGCGAGGAACCCCAAUGCAAGAUUGCCGAACGCUGCAUUAUUACGGCAACUCAGGGGACAGCAGACAGACCUUAAAGGCAUAAGGAAUCUUCUGGGCUAUACACAACCGCCACCACAGCGUCGAAUAGCUAUAGCAGAUCUUCUCAGUGAUCAAACGAGCUCUUCUUCUGAAUCUGGACGGUCCAGUAUGGACGAACCAGAUAAUGAAGACAUCAGCAAGACCCCCAUGGAACCUCCUUUCAGAGUUCCUGCGAAACCAUGGACCACACUUACAGAUGAUGAUGAGUUUGUGUCCCAUCUGAUUUCUCUGUUUCUUGAAUGGGUAAAUCCCUUUUUUCGCCCCCUUGAAGAAGACUUGUUCAUACGAGCUAUGCAAUCUGGCGACUUGAACUCCGAAUAUUGCUCACCACUUCUGGUCAACAGUGUACUGGCUUACGCUUGUCUCUACUCAGAACAGGAAGGCGCUUUUUUCCAGCCAGAUGACUACAUGACGCGGGGUCAACACUUCCAUGAUGAGGCGUUUCGACUUUGGCAUCUUGAAGAAGGAAGAGCGUCCAUCCGAAAUGUGCAAGCACUUUGUAUCCUGUUCGCCAACUGUGUGAUUAGAGGCAAAGACAAGCUGGGUGUGAGCACUUGCGCCGUAUUAACACAGCUCAGCCGAGAUGUACCCAACACGCUGCAACGCCCGUCUGGACCGACACCGACGUUAGAAGAAAAGACAGAGUACCAGAGAGCAAGAAAAGCUGUCGGGUGGGGUGCAUUUGCCUGUGACAUGGCAACCGCAAAUACUAUUUUACAACCAGCAUGGCAUACCACAUGCAAGGAAGACCUUCCUACACUGUCUGAGCUAGCCCCUCUCACAACAACCUGGACCGGGUAUCCAUUGCAUAACAAGAGCGACUAUCUCGACAAGAACAUUAUGUUCAUACAGAAUUGCCGACUGCUUCAGUUGACCUGGCGAGCCCAGCGUCUUCUGUACGCUUCAGAUCGAAGUGACCCAUACUUCUUCAAUCACGUUGACCAAUUGACACAAGAGAUGCUGGUAUGGAAAGAGUCAUUACCAGAAAGUCUCCAAUUCCACGGACGCCUGCCAGGACCAGUGUAUGAUCUCUAUUCCUGCUACGCUAGCGUGACAAUCGCAUUACACUCCCUAUACCAACCCCUCGGCGACGCCCAAACCUCACCACCACAACCACCACCGACAGAACCAUCAACCUCCGCCUCAGAAAACCAAUAUCCGUACUAUGCCCCGAGAACUCAACUCGAUAUAGAUUCGCAAGCCCUUUUCGCUCACACCAUGCGCGCCCGCGCCAUAACCACCGCCCAAGACAUGGCCCUAAAAAUGGGCAAUUUCCGCCACCACUACGGUCUCAAAAUUAUCCCUCCCUAUUUCGUCCAAGCCAACGGCAUAGCCUGCUUCACCCUCCUCCAAGACCUCUCCACCCCAUCCUCCACCGCCUCUUUCAAAGAAGCAUUUCGCUGCCUCCUCGGCGCCGGCAUGCAGCUCCUGUGGGCGCGCGGAAUGGCCAGAAUGCUACAUUUGACGGCCAAAAAUACUGGAAUCCAAUUGCCGGGGGUUAUCGAGACGAUGUUGGAAAAGGUUGCGGAUACGGCGUGGAGUAAAAGUGAUGCGGAGAUGUUGAGUUCUUGUUGGCCCAAUUAUGUCAUUGCCAAAGAGGCGAAAGUCGGGGAAAGUGUGAUGAUGGAGGAUUUGAUCAGGAAGUGGGAGAAACUUGCCGUGGACGAGGAGGAAGGGAAGAUUAGCAAGUAAUGCGGAUUAUUUAACUCUAAUCACAUUUUACAGAUAAGUCUUGUGCGUCUUGAGAAACCUAACAGUGGACUUCUCAAUAAGACUUUUGUUUCUUUCCAUAGCUUUGUUCAAUGCAUACCUGGUCAUCCUAGGACCAAUCAUGUAAGAUAUCAGAAAGGCACAUUUCACCCCUCACCAUGCAAUAACAAUCCUCCCCC
Aureobasidium pullulans EXF-150 is the source of this 2740-nucleotide messenger RNA. RefSeq lists its product as uncharacterized. The coding region runs from base 252 to 2543 and encodes 763 amino acids. The transcript has 6 exons. The record is from RefSeq and is a predicted model, not a curated record. Gene Ontology annotation, biological process: regulation of DNA-templated transcription; DNA-templated transcription. Gene Ontology annotation, molecular function: DNA binding; DNA-binding transcription factor activity, RNA polymerase II-specific; zinc ion binding. Lineage: Eukaryota; Fungi; Ascomycota; Dothideomycetes; Dothideales; Saccotheciaceae.